GAGCUUACACGAUCUGGGUUCACAAAAAGUAGAUUAUUAUAAUAAUUUUUUUUUUUUGGGAAUUGUGUGAACUUUAUACAUAAUCUCCUAAUGCGGGUGCUCUAAUGCCUUCUCUGUACCUUGGUUCUGGCCUUAUCAGAAGCGGCUUGGGAGCUUAAGGGGAGAAAAUAUUCGGCUCCAGCUCUGAGUAUGUGCAAAGCAACAUAACUCGUUAUUUCUCCGAUCCCCAAUACUAUUUUCAAGUGAAUGAUCAAUAUGUGAGGAACAAGUUGAAGAUUGUUCUACUUCCUUUCCUUCAUAGGGGACAUUGGACUAGAAUCUCAGAACCAAUUGAGGGUAGACUUUCAUACAAGCCUCCUAUAUAUGAUAUUAAUGCGCCAGACUUGUACAUUCCCCUCAUGGCCUUUGGCACUUAUCUUGUUCUUGAUGUUUUGUCACUAGGACUCUGUGGCAAGUUUUUUUCGGAAGCUCUGAACUGGCUUUUUGUGAAAGGAAUGGUUGGCUGGUUUUUGCAAGUCAUGCUGCUGGAGAUAACGUUGCUUUCAUUGGGUAGCGGCGAAUCACCUCUCUUGGACAUUGUGGCAUAUGCAGGCUAUGCUAACGCUGGUCUCUGCUUAGCUGUUCUUUGCAAGACUAUCUGGGGAUACUCUUACUAUGUUUUGAUUCCGAGGACUUGCUUAUGCACAGGGGUUUUCUUGGUGAAGACAAUGAAGCGAGUUCUCUUUGCUGAAGCUAAGAGUUAUGUGACUCAAGCAGGCAUCAUUAGGGAAAGAACACCUCUAAUGUUAUGACCUGGCAAUAACUUGAACAACCUCUAUGGAUAUGAACUGGUUAAGGGAUACAUUGAUGUGUGAUAUCUCUGGAAACGUUAGGAUCUCAUGACCAAUGGUUCCUGAGAAUCUGUUCUAGCUCACAUCUAAUGAAACAAGAUGUUUCAGCCUAUGUAAAGGCGACACUGUUCUUGGAUAGGUCUAUGGUUUUGAGCUCCUUGAGGCGUGUGAUUCCUGGGGAUAUGUCUCCGGUGAAGAAGUUUUGAGAGAGUGAUAUUUUGGUGAGUUUCUUGAGUUGGGACAUAGUUUCUGGUAUUGGACCACGGAAUCUGUUCUUGUUGAGUCUAAGGAAACCGUCAUCGUCAACAUUAAUCUCUGUGACUCUGCUUGUGGUGUUCUCGAUAGGGAAAGAACACAUGACUCCAAAGAACGUUUCUGAGCCUUCACAAGAGAAGUCCCAUGUGCUUAGGUAAGAGGAAGGGGAGAUGGAACUUGGGUCAAUGCUACGUAUGAUAGACUCUCUAGAGCUUGAAUAUCAAAUCGAAGAGUGGCUGACAGAGCUGAUGAAGGGACAAUAGUUGAAACAAGUAAUAAAAACAAUGACGUGAGUAGCAAGAGAGAAGAAGAUGGUUGUGUUUUUUUUGGUAGCCAUUGUAAUGGUUCUUUCACAUGAGUCAUGAAUGAAAGACAUGUAAGUCUUUUAUAUUUUUGUACUAAGACAAAGAAGAAGAAGGUCGUCGUGUUUAACCUAAUUGGGAUCUAAAGUCUAAACAUACUUCACAUUUUUGUAGCGUUAUUGAUAAGUUACAUCAAACCAAAUAUAGACCGACCUCAAAAACUCGUUUGGGAUCAUGUUCCCUUUAGUCAAAUGCAUACUAAAUAGAUUACAUUUGUAUUAUUACUAUAUCUUAAUCUGUUUGAGAUGUGUGUCUAAACUAAAACCGACACUUUUUAUGAAAAUAGGGAAGUACCAAUUAGUGGUUCCUAUUUUUGACAAUUUUUUAAAAUAUUGAACAUGAGAAAUUUGGAAGACAUUAUGCAAUACUAUUUUAGAUUUUUUUAAUCUAAAAAUUUGGUAAUCAUUCGACUAAUACCUAAGAAAAGGCAAUUGAAACAUUCAACAAAGUUAUAAAUUAGGAACUUACUAUUUCUAGAAGUUUGGUUUUAUAUAUAAAUACGUCAGGUUAUUGAUCUGAAAUUACUAACAAGAAAAAAAGGAGAAAAAAAAGAACCAUUUAAGAGCUUAUAAAACAAUGGCUAUCGAAAAGAAAACCCUGCUCGCCUCCUUCAUCACCAUCAUGAUGAUGGUAAUGAUGAUCGUGAACCAAGUCGAGGCCAGGAACCAUGUCACAAUCAAGCCGCCUCCAAAGUGAUCAUAGUCUUUUUGUUUUUCUAAAUCGAUGGCUCCAAAAGUUUAUGAGAAAAUAAAUGGUUCCUUCAACGUGGAGCUUAAAGCAUGGCUUAACUAAUUUUUAUUUACUAUAUAUAUAUAUAUCAUUCUUUUCAUCCUCUUAUUUGUUUAGUUAUGGAUGUAUAACUUAUAAAUAAUGUUUCACAAAAUAAUAUUUUGUAUGUGAAUGAAAUGUACUAGUGUCAUAUUUCAUAGGCAGAGAUUGGUGUUGUGAUCUCUCUAGAAAUUGACAACAUUAAUGUUCACAUUCUUUUUUUCUUUUGUUUGUAAUUAAAAAGGAUAAUAAUAUCCUUGUUAUAUUAAUAUUAUUAAGGGGGGCUUAUUGAAUUAGGGAUUUCAUACAAUUUUAGGUUUUUGUCAAAUCCUCCCUUAUUGAAUAAGGUAUUUAUAAAAAACUUUACAAAUCCUCUCUUAUUGGAUAUAUCAUUUGUAAAAAUCCUAUCAAAUCACCCCUUAUUGAAAAAUAUGGAUUUCAAAAAUGAGAUUCAUCAAAAGUUAUUUUAGAUCAUUAAAAGCUAUAGUUUACCCUUCAAAUUCAAUAGAAAAGAAUACCAUCUCUUUAGAUGGAAUUUUAAAAUAACAACUAUUUCAUAUUUUACGACAAGAGCUUAGCUGAGAUUGGAAGAUAAUCAAUUAGCUGAGAUUGGAAGAUAAUUAAUUCAAACUUUUCUCACCAUCUUCGAACUGAGUGAUGGUUCCUUUGAUGAGGAGGUUUCAACGAGCCGUUUUUCAAAGUUCUUCUUCAGAUCUACCGACUUCCGAUCACAGCCUCCUCUCACCUCGUCCUCCAUUACUAUCUUUCGGUUGGUGUUAGGUCGGAUUUUUCUCCGGCCACAGGCCGUGAGAAAAGCUUCGGCAAAGCCGUCUUCCUACUUGUUUCAUGUUGUCUUUUGUUUCGUGAUGCCGCUUGUUUCGUCGUCUCGCCUUGCUCUCUAUUGUUCUCGCCUCGCAAUUUCUCAUAUAUCACCGCUUACUCGCCAUCUCUCACUGCUUCCUCGCUGUCUCUUGCCGCUUUCUCGCUGUCGUUCAUUGUUGCAUCGCCAUCCUUCGUUGCCGUUCCCCAUCUCUCGUUGUCUCCUAUUUGUUCAAAAGAAACUGAAGUGGGGCUGCUCCCAACGAUGGAUCUCUACUCUGUCACCAGAUCUUUCACAUCCCACUCUUCUACUAACCUCCCAGCCGUGUACUUUGCAGGUUAUGCAUCUGUAUUGUGCUUCUUCCAUCCCAUUAUGGUCUUGUUUUUACAAGAUCCCUGGCUGCAAGUCUGUCGCCUUUGUGCCCUGCAGUUUGCAGGUUCUUUCCCAUUUUCAAUAUGGAUAUUGGUAAUAUGAAAAUUGUUUUAAUUCUCUUCUGGCAGAUUGGAUUGGCAUUGAUAUGUUUUCCAAUGAUUAUGGUUGAUUCCUCCUUCAUGGAGGUUGUGUUAUUCCCAAAAUCCAGUCUGUUAUCACCUCUGAGUUUACAGCCGAUAUCAUGAUUGUUAUACCAGCACAAGGUGCGGUUCUAAUCUCCGGUGUAGGAAUAUGAAUGUAUCCUAUAAUCCCCAACUAGACUUUCCUCUUCUUAGCACUAACGGGGUUGAGUGUAGAGGACAACUCCUCAUCUUUAGUGUUUUAAGUUUUGUGUUUAUCUCUAUGUCUUUACUAUCUAUGUUUUCCAUGUUGCUAUGGUGUUUUUAGCCGUUUGGCUUUGUUGUAUCUUUGCUUGAACACUUUCUCCUUUAUUGGAGAUUUAGUAAUGAAUCUAUAAAAUGUGGGUUGACCA
Messenger RNA from Brassica rapa (field mustard), 3939 nucleotides. Its product is annotated as protein YIF1B-B. The record is from RefSeq and is a predicted model, not a curated record. Lineage: Eukaryota; Viridiplantae; Streptophyta; Magnoliopsida; Brassicales; Brassicaceae. Gene Ontology annotation, biological process: endoplasmic reticulum to Golgi vesicle-mediated transport. Gene Ontology annotation, cellular component: endoplasmic reticulum-Golgi intermediate compartment; COPII-coated ER to Golgi transport vesicle; endoplasmic reticulum membrane.